GGCUUGGCGUCCUUUGUGUCUGGAAGUUUGAUUCUUACCUAGGUCUUUGGUGGUGGCUCUCCACGAACGGCUGAAUAACUGUACAAGAGUGAAGAGAGAAUUGAUUGUCUUGACCAAUUGCUGAUGCUCCUGUUACAAGGAUAUGAUUGAUCCAUUUGCUUUAUUGGAAGAGCAAAACGGUAAUAAAAACAAUGCAAGCCUCUUCCCUGGCCGUAUUACGGAUCCUCGUGCGUAGGUGUUAAUAUAAAUAGAUAAAUAAUAUCAUCCCGACGACAAGUUGGCAGUGGCAAUCAGAACCCAGAAAGGCAUUAUAUUUAAAUUCCAAGCUUACUGACCCAAUGGCCUCGUCCCCUUUCAUUUCCGUUCCCGGCGUGAUCAACUUCCGCGAAGUUGGCGGCUGUCCCAUCUCCACCCAGCCCGGCAAGGCGGUGCGGUGCGGACUGAUCUAUCGCAGCGCCGACCCGUCUAGAGCCACAGACGAGGGAGUGGCGGCGCUGGUAGGAUUCGGCAUCAAACGCGUGUACGACCUCCGUUCGCGGCACGAAUCUGCGGCCUUGCGUGGCUAUUCGCCCUCGGAGGCGGACUGGGAGGGCAUCGAGAGGGUAUCCGUGCCGGUCUUCCGCGACCAAGAUUACUCGCAAGAAGCCACCGUCCGGCGCAACACGAAUUUCAGUAGCGGCCCAGAGGGAUUCGCGAGAGCGUACCUCGAUAUCCUCGACGCCGCCUCGUCGGCUUCAAACGAGAGCCAACCGUUCGCCAAGAUCCUCUCCCACCUCGCGUCCGCGGCGCCGACGCCGCUACUCAUCCACUGCUCGGCAGGCAAGGAUCGCACCGGCGUCAUCUGCGCGCUGAUCCUGGCGCUGUGCGGCGUCGACGAUGACGCGGUGGCGGACGAGUACCACCUCACCGAGCUGGGAAUUCGCGAUCUGCGCGACACCAUCAUCCGGAGCCUUAUGACGGAGGAGCUGUUCGCUAACAACCCCGAAGGCGCAAAACGGAUGGUCGAGGCUCAGAAAGAAUCGAUGUUGGGUACUUUGAAGAUGAUACGCCGCAUCUACGGGUCCGUCGAACGGUGUGUCAUCGACCUAAAGCUACUCUCGGCAGAAGGCAUCGAGCAGCUGAAGCGCAAUUUAAUAAGGGAUGUUGACGAGGCGAGCGCGUAGGCCGCGACAAGUACACUAAUUACCAGCCCAGCCGACUGAAGACCCAGCAUAGGAAAUGCAUUACAAUUAGAAUGAGAAGUGGUAGUAACGGUCCGCCGAAUAAUAGACUAGACAAAUAUUUGUGGAAAAGGCACAAUUGAAUGAAGCUUGGUUGCCCCUAUAUUAAUACGGAACGACAGAGCGAGUCUUCAGCAGACCAGCGUAAUACCUAGCAUUUACCUACCUACAGCGAGCUAGAUGGAGUGUAAAACGUGCUUGAUUC
Messenger RNA from Durotheca rogersii, 1425 nucleotides. RefSeq names its product tyrosine phosphatase. The record is from RefSeq and is a predicted model, not a curated record. The transcript has 3 exons. Gene Ontology annotation, molecular function: phosphoprotein phosphatase activity. Gene Ontology annotation, biological process: dephosphorylation. Bases 339 to 1163 code for a protein of 274 amino acids. Lineage: Eukaryota; Fungi; Ascomycota; Sordariomycetes; Xylariales; Xylariaceae.